AUGACUUGGACCAUCGCCACCGUCUCAGUCCCCAGCGGCAAGACAUACACCAUCGUUGGUGGUCCUGACGGACAGGAGGGCGCGUUUACGCCGGGCUACUGGUUCUCCACCAAAGCCUACCUCAUCAUCCCUAACCUUGGCUACAUCCAAUUCGAAGACCAAGGAAACAAAGUUCCCGGUGGCGACUGGUCUGUCAAAGUCAGCGGGACCAGCAGCAACUGGUUCUACGGUGGUGGAGGCCAGAUGAAGAUUACAGUCAACGCUGACGGGUCCUUCUCCAUCACCGGCGGACAGAAGGAUACCUCUGGCAAGGUCAUCGCUUGGGCCAUCUAA
Coniophora puteana RWD-64-598 SS2 is the source of this 333-nucleotide messenger RNA. RefSeq lists its product as uncharacterized. The transcript is spliced from 3 exons. The record is from RefSeq and is a predicted model, not a curated record. NCBI's taxonomy places the organism in Eukaryota, Fungi, Basidiomycota, Agaricomycetes, Boletales, Coniophoraceae. Bases 1 to 333 code for a protein of 110 amino acids.